CUCCAGGCUAUCCAAGAUACAAAGACCAAUUUGACUGUUUGGCCAGCCAUUUAUGUUGAUUCCAACGAAACAGCUUAUGAAGCUCAGGUGACUGCUCUGAGCGAUGCGUUGACGACUUAUGGCGUGGAUAACGUUGAGGGGGUUAUCGUCGGAAACGAAUACAUUCUAAACACGGCGGGUUCAUCGACCAACACAUCCGCAUCGUACCUCACAGCUGUGGAAACGAUCACGAGCAAAGUCGCCGAUGUCAAGUCGAAGCUCUCAGCUUUGAGUCUUUCAAAGACGUUACAAGUUGGCACAGCCGAUGCUGGGUCGAUCUUAUCUACGACGCUGGCCGAGGGUAUCGAUUUUUAUAUGGCCAAUGUUCACCCGUACUUUGGUUCCGUGGCUAUACAAGAUGCAGCGACUUGGACCACUGAAUUCUUUGGGAACUUUGAUACCUCUGUCGCUGCGACCGCUUCCAACCAACCGGCCUCCUUCAUCGCUGAAACCGGCUGGCCCACUCAGUCUAUGGAUAAAAAAGAUGCCAGUGACGGUGCUGGGUCACCUCAGGGUGAUGCCAGUGUGGCAAAUUUACAAACAUUCCUGGAUACUUUUGUAUGUCAGGCUACGACCAAUGGAUCUGCAUAUUUCUACUUUGAAGCAUUCGACGAACCAUGGAAGGCUCAGUUUGGAGGGGUUGAACCUUAUUGGGGGUUAUUCGAUUCGGAUAGGAAUUUGAAAAAGAUUACUAUACCUCAGUGUUAA
Tremella mesenterica DSM 1558 is the source of this 747-nucleotide messenger RNA. RefSeq lists its product as uncharacterized. The annotation marks the transcript as partial. Gene Ontology annotation, molecular function: hydrolase activity, hydrolyzing O-glycosyl compounds. The record is from RefSeq and is a predicted model, not a curated record. Lineage: Eukaryota; Fungi; Basidiomycota; Tremellomycetes; Tremellales; Tremellaceae. Gene Ontology annotation, biological process: carbohydrate metabolic process. The transcript has 6 exons.